Messenger RNA from Protopolystoma xenopodis, 1200 nucleotides. The record is from the annotation of a GenBank genome assembly. NCBI's taxonomy places the organism in Eukaryota, Metazoa, Platyhelminthes, Monogenea, Polystomatidea, Polystomatidae.
GACGGCCCGGGACGUGUGAAGGCGUUGUCUCGUCCAUUAUCGCCCAUACUCUUGUCCUCCGACAUGCAGCCGGGCUAUCUGAGCGUGACUGGUGGCCAUCUCAUCGGCAAAGAGUUGUCCACCGGAUCACCGAGUCCUCGGUUCUCGCGAAGAUCCCAAACCAGUCGACCGUGUCGACCAGCCGAUCAGACGAACAUGCAGUCGGCCCAAUGCGACCUCCAGACCGGGUCCAGCGAUGACGAGGAGGCCGAAGUGGUCUCGUUUUUGUCGCCAACCCAUCGAACUUCCGGACUUUCUGGACAACCGACUCAAUUUGCAAGCUCUACCGGCAAACUUUCUGGCCAGUUUCUUGGCGCUCGAGGUGUCGAAAUGCUCCUGUCAACACCGCCAGCAAAGCCGGUCCGUCAGACAGUGACGAAAGAUAAAAGCGGCAUCAGACGGAGUCCGCACUCUGAAGCCUCUGUUACCACGACGACAACAGUGACCACAGACCUGGGUCAACUCACGGCCUCGGCUAGUGACAAUCGGCCAACUGACGGCAUGGCGAAGACAACUUCAGCCUCGAAGCCGCCGGGACUCGAACUAGUCACCGGUGUUCCGGUACAGCGAGCACCCGGUCAGCCGGGCAGCAUGACACAUUCAUCCGACUCGGCGACAUCUUCGGCCGUCAACUCGUCAGUCGAUGGUGUCGCCUCGUCGGAUUCGACAACCUUCGAUACAACCACAAUAGCCAGUCAGGCGGGACACAUCGGCGUUGGCAACAACAGAAAGUGGCAGAACAGCACAGCAACCGGCACCACCCCAUCGACGUCGGGAUCACCGUCACUUGCCUCUGUGGUGAACAUCACCACGGUAACCUCGAGUCCUCAGGUUCAGAUGUGCUUCGAGGAAGGCGGCCGAGGUGUCUCGGGUGCAGGCAGAAGCCGUGGUGACAAAGCCAGACAUGACUAUUACUACCAGCACCACAUUCAGCCAUACCAAGAACAACAGCCCAUGGGCGAGUGCAUCAACAGCCAACCGGCAACUGGUUCGCACAUGCACACCGAUCUGCAGACUGACCAAACCAGCAACACGAGUAACGUGGACAUGAUGGAGGCCACUUUAGCGACAAUGGAGCAUCAAUCGAGAACCCCAUCUCCUUCUUCCAGCUCAAGGUUCGGCAGUAAAACUUGCUCAAAAAUAGGAGGUCAUUUGAUUUAA